Molecule: messenger RNA, 1860 nt
Organism: Daldinia vernicosa
Lineage: Eukaryota; Fungi; Ascomycota; Sordariomycetes; Xylariales; Hypoxylaceae
Product: Bicupin, oxalate decarboxylase/oxidase
Exons: 3
Coding region: 278-1693 (471 amino acids)
Biological process (GO): oxalate metabolic process
Source: RefSeq, a predicted model, not a curated record
UGUGAGUUGGGUAGCUUAAGUGAAACCUUGAAGCUUGAAUAGGUAACGAAUAACGAAGCUCUCCAACGAGAUUUCUUAACUAUGACGCUCAUCCCAUUUACUUUUACUUAUACUUAUACUUAUAUUUUAUUUACUCUCUUGUAUUUUAUUCUGCUAUCUUCAAACCUAACUUCAGCUGAGGUUUAAUUGCCUUUUAGCUGAUUUCUAGAUAGAUACCUCUUAGCUUUAUGUUAACUAAUUGACCAACGACUUAUAAGCCAACCGGUCAUUCUUCAAAAUGCCGUCCCGAAGCUAUCGCGGCAUUUCUACGUGGCAGUUAUUAAUCACUGGCCUCGCAUUGAGCAAUUCCGGCCUCGCUGUUCCUGUAGACGACAGCCCUCGCCGGUACCUCGCAGCUGGUCUUGAUUUGCCCCCGAAAUAUAGCAAAAGGUCAAAUUCGCCUUAUACACCCGGCUACAGGGACCCCUACGACCGUGCCGUCGAUGCUGUAGGCGAAAAGUUAGAUCCGCUUCCCUACCGCAAUGGACUAGGAGCGUCUGUUCUUGGUCCUUGGAACCGAGAGAGGUCACGCCAGUCUCCGGAUUUAGUGAGACCGCCCAGUACGGAUCAUGGAAAUAUACAAAAUCUGCGCUGGAGUUUUGCUGAUUCCCAUGUGCGCAUUGAGGAAGGUGGAUGGACAAGACAAACCACCGUCCGCGAAUUGGGUGCUAGUGUCGAACUAGCUGCCGUGAACAUGCGCCUUGACAAGGGUGUAAUUCGCGAGUUGCACUGGCAUAAAGAAGCCGAGUGGGCAUUCGUCCUAGAUGGCCAAGUUCGUGUCACUGCUAUCGAUUACGAAGGUGGCAACUUCAUAGACGACCUCAAGAGAGGUGACUUGUGGUAUUUCCCAAGCGGCGUACCUCAUUCCCUUCAAGGACUCGGCGACAACGGCACCGAAUUCCUCUUGAUAUUCGACGAUGGAAACUUCUCUGAGGAAUCGACCUUCAUUAUAUCUGACUGGUUAGCGCACACUCCUAAGUCGGUAAUCUCAAAGAAUUUCAACCUAGCACCCGAAGUGUUCAAGCACCUCCCCGAAGGAGAGAAAUACAUUUUUCAGGGCCGUGAGCCAGGUUCAAUCGACGACGAGAAGCCCACUGGUAAAAAUGUCAAGAAAUCCAAGUACAACUUCGUUCACAGGAUGCUUGACCAAGAACCCCAUAAAACUAGCGGGGGUGAUGUCCGGAUUACAGACUCGAAGAACUUUGAGAUUUCAAAAACCGUGGCAGCAGCUCACGUUACGAUCGAGCCUGGUGCCAUACGCGAGAUGCACUGGCAUCCCAACGCUGACGAAUGGAGUUUCUUUAUUAAAGGUCGAGCACGAGUCACCGUCUUCGCCGCCGAAGGAACGGCUCGAACCUUCGAUUAUGUACAGGGCGACGUCGGCAUCGUGCCCGCAAACAAUGGUCAUUUCGUCGAGAACAUCGGCGACGAGCCGGUCGAGAUGUUAGAGGUUUUCCGUGCAGAUGAGUUUAGGGACUUCUCCCUCUUCCAGUGGUUGGGAGAAACCCCUAAGAAGAUGGUCGUCGAUCAUUUAUUCAAGGACGACCCAGAGAACGGUGAAAUCUUUUGGAAUAGGGUCAAGAGCGCAGAGAAGGAUGAAGUUACUCUUCCCAGCUCUGAUAAUGAAGUAACGUCGGAAGAACGCGAGUUAUAAAUCUGGCUCCAAUAUUUAGUUUCAACGUCUAUUAACCAGUUCUGCGGCGGUUAUUCUACAUUUAAAUCUCUCUGUAUUAUUUCUCAGAUAUUUAUUAGUACUAGGUAUAUAGCUUGAAGAUUUACCGAUGGUUAUUAACAAAUAACGUGGCAAAAACAUCAUAGUUC